Molecule: messenger RNA, 692 nt
Organism: Oryzias melastigma (Indian medaka)
Lineage: Eukaryota; Metazoa; Chordata; Actinopteri; Beloniformes; Adrianichthyidae
Source: RefSeq, a predicted model, not a curated record
AAGCCUGGACAUGUCAUCGCUAACUGCAACCUCCUAAAAAGUCAGCCAGAACCUGCCCAACAGAGCCCGUCCAGUCCAAAAGGGAUCGGCGUGAUCCUUGAAACCGGUAAAGGUAAGAACCCAGACCCCUGUUUCAAACCUUUUAUCUUUCAAGGUCUCGUCUCCCUGAGUGGCAAGCGCGCGGACGAGCGCUCUGUGCGCAUUCUGAGGGACACGGGAGGGGCACAAACGGUAAUCCUGGCUAAUUCACUGAAAUUUUCUGAACAUUCGUCUUCUGGUUACAGCACUGUACUGCGUGGGAUUGGUGUGGAGAACACGUCUCUCCCUGUGCAUCGCGUGCACCUGAGGUCCGACUUGGUGUCCGGCGUGUUCCCCAUGGCAGUCUGUCCAGGGCUGCCCGUAAAAGGCGUGGCUGUGCUGCUGGGGAAUGAUGUGGCUGGCGGUAAAGUACCACAUCCUGGAGUGUUGCCAAAACCCACCUUAGAGCAGCGUAAACGCAACAAUCAGCUCCGUCCUUCCAGACGCAAGCUGUACCCAGCAUGCGCCUUUACGCACACCCAGACUCGGAAUUACGCAGAUGUUUAUUUGACGGACGCCACUGAUUUUCGUACAAAUUCACGCACUGAUCUUGACGGAUCCUCUCCAUCGCAGGUGAGAAUGGGAGAGUAUCACAAGUCUGAUUUGGAACGCCC